AACGACCGUGUCUGGACCGUGGUCAUCAGACGGAGGAUUUGAUCAAGCAAGAUGAAGGUCUUCGUUGUAGUGUUGGCAGUGAUCUGCGUUUGUAGUGCCAAGCCAUUGCUCAAGAGGAGCAGGCAAGAGGUGGAAGAUUAUCUAAGUGAUAAAAGUCCUGCCGAAAUCAGAAAAGCAGCUGGAGAAGCUAAGCAAUGGAUUGAUGGUAUCAUAUCGGAAGGAGAAAAAAUACUUGCAGCUGGAGAUCUAUUCAAUGAUGACUUGGAGCCUAUUCCAGAAGUAGACAAGGCUGUUGAUGUCCUGAAGGAGGACGUCAGUCCUUUGUUAGAUAAUCUCCCACCACUUCCCAAGGAUGAAGAGUUGCAUUUCUUGGAUGAUUGUAUCGCCACUGCCAUGGCCACAGAUUUCAAAUCCAUGGCCAGCGACAAGGACCGAUUAACAGAGAUUACCCGUCAGGUAAUCACCUGCGCCGGAACCGGGCUGACCAUCAUUUCGCAGAAUCUUGAUUUGACUGGUGUAAGUGAUGAUGACAUAGCCUCUGGUUCUUUGGCAUAUCGUUUGGACAUUCUCGAGGGUGUUGCUAUUGAAAUGGGUCAUCUUGCUAAAUGGGUUCUUGGAUUUGUCGAGAAGGCAGAAAAAGGACAAUUGGAUUUCGAUAUGGGAAAACGUGGGUCUUCGCCAAAGGAACAGUUCAUGGAAAUGAUUGCUAACGCCAGCCCAGAAGACAUUCGUAAAGGUGCUGCAGAAAUCGAAGAUGAAUUGGAAGAUGCAAUUGAAAUCAUGGAUCAAAUGAUCGAGCUUGACGGAGUUCUUGGUGAUGACCUUCAGCCAACUGCCGAAUUCAAGGCUCUCGAACAGCAACUGAAGAGAGAUGAAAAGAAAGAAAAAGAGAUAUUGGCCAAGCUGCCCGCUAUGGAUGAUUCGAAACAAUCACUCUUUCUGGAAAACUGCAAGGAAGAGGCCAAGAAAACCAACUUUGAUUCCUAUGCAAAACCUAAGGCUUUCCUGAACGAGGUUUUCCGCCAAGUUCUCGUCUGUGGUGCCACUGGUCUUGAGGUUAUGAAGGAACUCGUCGACCUUGAAGACGUAGAAGAUGAAGACCUGAAUGUUGCCGGACUUGCUGACCGUGUAAAUAAGUUGGAACAGGCAGCUAUAGAGAUGGGAAAUUUGGCAAAAUGGGCCGAAGAGUUUGUUAAACGUGCCGCGGCAGCAAAGUUUCAGGGGAAUGGAAACGAUUUGGUAGGUCUGCAGGAUAGAAUGUUUGGAGGCAAGAAAGGUAAAGGACCCAAGCCUACUGGAAUGCCACAGCGUACCAAGGGACCAAGGCCAACUGGAGGACCAAAGCCAACUUGGUUUGAGAAGGAUGACGAAGACAGGAAGUUUGGAGGUAAGAAGGGACCAAAGCCCACAGGAGGACCAAAGCGCACCAAGGGACCAAGGCCAACUGGAGGACCAAAGCCAACUUGGUUUGAUGACGAAGAUAGAAAGUUUGGAGGUAAGAAAGGCAAAGGACCAAAGCCUACUGGAGGACCAAUGCGCACCAAGGGACCAAGGCCAACUGGAGGACCAAAGCCAACUUGGUUUGAUGACGAAGAUAGAAAGUUUGGAGGUAAGAAAGGCAAAGGACCAAAGCCUACUGGAGGACCAAUGCGCACCAAGGGACCAAGGCCAACUGGAGGACCAAAGGGUACCAGGGGACCAAAGCCAACUUGGUUUGAGAAGGAUGACGAAGACAGGAAGUUUGGAGGUAAGAAGGGACCAAAGCCCACAGGCGGACCAAAGCGUACCAAGGGACCAAGGCCAACUGGAGGACCAAAGGGUACCAGGGGACCAAAGCCAACUUGGUUUGAGAAGGAUGACGAAGAUAGAAAGUUUGGAGGUAAGAAAGGCAAAGGGCCAAAGCCUACUGGAGGACCAAUGCGCACCAAGGGACCAAGGCCAACUGGAGGACCAAAGCCAACUUGGUUUGAUGACGAAGAUAGAAAGUUUGGAGGUAAGAAGGGACCAAAGCCUACAGGAGGACCCAAGCCAACUGGAGGCCCAAAGCCAACUGGAGGAUCAAAGUUUGACCGAAGAGCUCUCUUACGUCGCAUCAUGAACGCCCUUAAGGCUUAAUUAUUUUCAUCACGUACCCUGCUCUACUGAAAAGAAAGCCCCUUUCAAAUUUUAUGCAUUUUGUUAAUUUUACUUUGUAAAUAUACUAUGUUGCAAUUUUA
Messenger RNA from Pecten maximus, 2216 nucleotides. RefSeq names its product pre-mRNA 3' end processing protein WDR33-like. The transcript has 15 exons. The coding region runs from base 52 to 2115 and encodes 687 amino acids. The record is from RefSeq and is a predicted model, not a curated record. Lineage: Eukaryota; Metazoa; Mollusca; Bivalvia; Pectinida; Pectinidae.